AUGCCGCAGGAAAUUGAAAAGAGUUUUUACAUUAGCAGUGAAAAUUUUAAGUUCAACGGUGACGAAAUAUCAGAACAACGAGAUAAGGUCAAAUCUGUUUGCUGUGCAAUCAUGCAGCAACAGAUGAACUGUCUACAUAUGGAGUUUACCAUUGCCAACAAUGGCACAAUCAGCUUCCUCGUCAGAGGUAAAAGAGAUCGUGUAGAAGUCACAAUAGGGUUGUUACAAAGACGCCUGACAGAUGAUCGACGUCAGUGCCCCAAAGAUCUUCCAGAAGGUGUAGCGAGUCUCACCUUAGAUAACUUGAAAACACACAACAAAGAGCUUGAAGAAUUUCGAGAGUUUGGUUGCAGACCAUGUGACCGAGUUUACUGGAGACAUGUAUUUGCAUACAAACCAGUUUCAAGGUGCCCCAACUGUAAAGUUCGUUACAAUGCCAUUCCUAAAGACUUGGAGUACGGAUGGUGCGAGUACAAUUGCAACAAGUGCGGAAACCAGUUCACCAGUCGUGGACAGGCAGGGAUACCGUCUCCUUGCUUCACUUGCAGAAACACAUAUGACGACCCAGAAGACUUUGAGGUUCUACCGUCUCGUAUUGGACCCAAAAACAACAAUAAUCGUAGUUCCCGAACUCCUCGCCAGUACACGCACGCGUGCAUUGAAUGCAGUAACGGGAGUAUUCGCCCCUGUCCAGGCUUAGUGAAAGUGAUAGUAGCAAGCACGCCUCAUAUUAGUACAGGAUCUACUUGUUCAACAUUUCUCACACAAGCCACGGAUUCUACUUACUUCAAUAUUCUGGAUUGA
Molecule: messenger RNA, 804 nt
Organism: Anneissia japonica
Lineage: Eukaryota; Metazoa; Echinodermata; Crinoidea; Comatulida; Comatulidae
Product: shiftless antiviral inhibitor of ribosomal frameshifting protein homolog
Exons: 7
Coding region: 1-804 (267 amino acids)
Biological process (GO): innate immune response; viral translational frameshifting
Molecular function (GO): sequence-specific mRNA binding; ribosome binding
Source: RefSeq, a predicted model, not a curated record